AUGGACGCUAGGAAGGCUUCUAAGAAGCGCAAGGCGGUUACCCGCGAUGUGGAGGAGGAAGCUGGUGUCUUUUCCGGCGAUGAGCUGAGCGCGGAAAAUUUGGAUGGAGCUCUUUCCGACAACAACAACGACUUGUCGGAGAGCGAGGAGGAAGAUAGCGACUCCGAAAUCGAGUUGAUUGACGACUUCAGCGACGAGGAUGACGAAGAUGAUGAGGAGGAGUUAGACAGUGAUGAAAUUCCUUCCGACACCGAGCCCGUGGCGCCGAAGAAGACGCAAAAGUCUACGCCUGCCGACAACGAACCCAACUUCCGUAUCGUGAAGGACGCCAAUGGAAACGAGCGCUAUCUCUACGAUGAGAUCAACCCGGACGAUAACUCGGACUACUCGGACGUCGAGGAGAAUGCCAACACUAUUGGCGAUAUCCCGUUGUCAUUCUACGAUCAAUACCCUCACAUCGGUUACGAUAUCAAUGGUAAAAGGAUCAUGCGCCCGGCCAAGGGCGAGGCUCUGGAUGCGCUCCUUGACAGUAUCGAGGUGCCCAAGGGCUGGACUGGUCUUACCGAUCCUUCGACUGGCAAGCCAUUGGAGCUGAGCCAGGAGGAAUUGGAGCUGCUGAAGAAGGUGCAGAUGAACGAGUCCACUGUCGAUGGCUACAACCCUUAUGAGCCCUUGGUGGAGUCCUUCUCUAGCCAGCUUGAGAUCAUGCCUCUCAGCGCUGCUCCCGAACCGAAGCGCCGAUUCGUUCCAUCCAAGCACGAGGCUAAGCGUGUGAUGAAGAUCGUGAAGGCGAUCCGCGAGGGCCGCAUUCUCCCCUACCGUGCCCCCGAGGAGCGUGAGGAGAAGGAGGAAGAGCUCAUCAACUACGAUCUAUGGGCCGAUGAGGUCGAGCGACCCGAUCACAUUAUGCACAUUCCCGCACCCAAGCUUCCGCCGCCCGGUUACGAGGAGAGUUAUCACCCUCCUCCCGAGUACCUGCCCGAUAAGAAGGAGCGCAAGGAGUGGGAGCAGACAGACCCCGAAGACCGUGAGAAGGAGUUCUUGCCCAAUGACUUUGGUUCUCUUCGCAGGGUUCCUGGUUAUGAGAACUUUGUCAAGGAGAAGUUCGAGCGUUGCUUGGAUCUGUACCUUGCUCCUCGUGUGCGCCGCAGCAAGCUGAACAUCGACCCCGAGAGUCUCUUGCCCAAGCUGCCCAGCCCUGAGGAAUUGAAGCCGUUCCCUACUACUUGCGCGACGGUGUUCCGUGGUCACAAGGGUCGUGUUCGUUCCCUCAACGUGGACCCCACUGGAAUCUGGCUCGCUACUGGUGGUGACGAUGGUACCGUUCGCGUUUGGGAGAUUCUUACCGGUCGCCAACUCUGGAGUGUUAAGCUCAGCGACGAGGAUGCCGUCAACGUUGUCCGCUGGCGUCCUGGCAAGGAUGCCGUCAUUCUUGCUGCUGCUGCGGGUGACGACCUUUUCCUUACCGUUCCUCCAAUGAUUGCCGACCCCGAGAUCGAAAAGGCCAGCUUGGAUAUUAUCGAUGCUGGCUGGGGUUACGCCGCCUCCAACCCUCCCCCGAGUGCUGCGGAGGCCAACAAGAAGAACACUCCUCCCCAAUGGAUCCGACCUUCUUCCGAGCUCGCGGACGCCGGUGUGUGCGUGGUUAUUCCUCUUCGUUACGUUCCCAAGUCGAUCUCCUGGCACCGCCGCGGAGACUACUUCGUCACUGUGUGCUCGGGUGCAUCGACCCCUGCUUCCGUGGCCAUCGCGAUCCACACCGUCUCCAAGCAUCUUACCCAGUAUCCCUUCCGUCGACGCCUCAAGGGUGGUGGCCCCCCCUCAGACUGCCCACUUCCACCCCUCGAAACCGAUUCUCGCUCCAUCCGUGGCUACGAUCUUUCUCGGCAAUUGUUGGUCAAGAUUGUCCAGCCCGGUGCCCGCUGGAUUUCGUCCUUUGAUAUUCACCCGACUUCAUCUACUGCCUCGGGUGGUGACAACAUCAUUGUCGGUUCUUACGACCGUCGCCUGCUCUGGCACGAUCUGGAUCUGUCGCAGCGCCCUUACAAGACCCUCCGGUAUCACCGCAAGGCUAUUCGUGCUGUCAAGUUCCACCCCGGUGGUCGCUACCCACUGUUCGCCGACGCCAGUGACGACGGUUCCCUGCAGAUCUUCCACGGCAGCGUUACGGGUGACAUGCUCAGCAACGCCACCAUUGUUCCCCUCAAGGUUCUCAAGGGCCACAAGAUCACCGGCGAGCUGGGUGUCCUCGAUAUCGAUUGGCACCCGCGGGAGGCUUGGUGUGUUAGUGCCGGUGCUGAUGGCACGUGUCGUUUGUGGAUGUAA
This is a messenger RNA of Penicillium cataractarum, 2325 nucleotides long. RefSeq names its product ribosome biogenesis protein ERB1 (gene erb1). The record is from RefSeq and is a predicted model, not a curated record. Gene Ontology annotation, biological process: maturation of LSU-rRNA from tricistronic rRNA transcript (SSU-rRNA, 5.8S rRNA, LSU-rRNA); ribosome biogenesis. Lineage: Eukaryota; Fungi; Ascomycota; Eurotiomycetes; Eurotiales; Aspergillaceae. The transcript has 2 exons. Gene Ontology annotation, molecular function: protein binding; ribonucleoprotein complex binding. The coding region runs from base 1 to 2325 and encodes 774 amino acids. Gene Ontology annotation, cellular component: preribosome, large subunit precursor; PeBoW complex.